AUGAGUAGUCUAUCAUUAUCAAAUACAUCAACAUCAUCUAAUAAUAAUAAUACAACUUAUGAGUUUAAGAUUAUAUAUUCUAAACAGGGAGUUACAAUAUAUCCAACAGAUGGUGAUAGUAAGGGUAUAGAGGGUGUGAUAUCACUCUAUUACUCAUAUGAUACUACUGCACCUGUAUUAUCACCCUCAAAGGCAUCAGCCUCUGACUCUGAAUCACUAUUACAACAACAGGCAAACACUCUAUCUGCAUCAACCUUGAUCACAAAGUCUGUUAUCCUAUCAUGGACUUGUAGUAAUAAGCCUGUCAGCACACCAGUGUCCACUCCGACAUCGUCAGAGGAUGACGAUCCAGUGGAGACUGGUGGUAGUUCGACCACAUCAACAACAACAUCAUUAUCAUCAUCGUACAAGUCAUCCAACCCAUUGGCACGUUCACAACCAAUAUCAAUUGGCAAAGGAAAGUCAACAUUAUCAAUGACAUCAUCAAUAGAGUAUCCAACACAGCAACAACAGCAACAGUAUCAACACAUAAAGAUCAAUACCAAAGAUAUACACUCAAUCAAGAAGUACACACCAACCAUUGGCACACCUUACCUCAUUGUUCUAAGUCGGAAUGGCACUGCAUUGCCACCAUUCUUCUUUGAGAAUGGAGGCGUCAAGGAGUUCAUCACUGCAAUCCGUUCAGUCAAUCCAAAUCUUAAGAAGUCAACAUUGGACAACAACCUAUAUAUGAUGAUGAUGGAAUCGAGUGAUUUGGCAGAGAUACAGACAAGUUCAUCGUUAAAGAGAAGUGAAUACUUGUCACCAUCUGGGAAUCCACCAAUAAUUGGAGCAUCAUACUCUUUGUCCUCUGUUGUUGAACAACAUUCAACAUCAUCAACGAGUAGACAGACGGCUGGACUCGCAUCACCUUCAUCUAUCAACUCAUCGACAGUGUCCAUGUCACCAAACACAUCAAAGACACCACUGUCCAACAGUCAUGGAUCAACACUUGAUACAGAGACCACCGUUUCCACAUCACCAAACACUCUGACACCCACCUCUGGCGAACCAGGAAGCGGUGGCAACAUCACCGCCAAGAGGAGGUUGACCAAAGAGAUUUCGUCCAACAUCCUCGAUAGCUUCACCAAAGUAUCGUUGUUUGCCAAGAAUGCUCAAAGGAACAUUCUAGAGGAACCAGCAAAGAAGAUUGAUAAUCACUUUAGGAACAUUACAUUUGGUUCGAGAAAGACCUCGCCUCAACAUAGUAACAAUACAAGCCUAAACUCAUCACUCAACUCAUCAUCGGACUUCUUCACACCAUUCAACUUGAGUACAUCAAUCGAUGAACCAGCAGUCAAUCGAAAUGAAUGUAAUCCACUGAGUGCCAAUGAGUGGUACUCCUACUUUGAUGAGGAGGGCCGUAUCAGUCUGGCCAGCCAACAGAUCAUGCAAAAGAAGAUAUUCUACGGUGGCGUACACGAGUCGAUAAGGGCCGAGGUGUGGCCAUUCCUGUUACAGUUCUACCCGUAUGAUUCGACACACUCAAUGCGCGAGGUUAUAAAGUACGAGAAGACCAGGGAGUACUACACCAUCAAGAAACAAUGGCAAUCAAUUACUGCCGAUCAAGAGUCACGCUUCUCAAAGUACUCAUCACGCAAGAAUCUCAUUGAGAAGGAUGUGAUCAGGACGGAUAGGACGCACCCAAUGUUCCAAGGCGUGGGCAUGGACAAUCCAAACUCAGUGCUCAUCAAGGAGAUACUGCUCACGUACUCAUUCUACAACUUUGACAUUGGAUACGUACAGGGAAUGAGUGAUAUGCUCACCAUCAUCUACUCUGUCAUUCAAAAGGAGGUGGAGUCAUUCUGGUGCUUCGUUGGCCUAAUGUCCAGGAUGGAGAUCAACUUCCACAAAGAUCAAAAUGGAAUGCACUCACAAUUGAACACUCUGUCCAAGCUUCUCAAGUUUAUCGAUCAAGAUCUAUACUGUCACUUUGAGAACAUUGAUGGAACAAACAUGUACUUCUUCUUCCAAUCGAUACUUAUAUGUUUCAAGAGAGAGUUCCCAUUUGAUCAGGUCAAGACAUUGUGGGAGGUGUUGUGGAGCAACUACAUGACCAAACAGUUGCCAAUAUUCAUGUGUCUGUCGAUAUUGGUCAAGGAGAGGACAUCGAUCAUAGAGGACAAUCUACAGUAUGACCAGGUACUCAAGUUAAUCAAUGGAAGGGCUGGCAAGAUGGAUGUCGAUGAUAUACUGUCAUUUAGUGAGUCCGUUAUCAAUUGCUUCAUUGCCAAGGUAUCGGCUGCACCAGACAGCAUCGAUCAGACUCUUCGUGUGCUUUGCGAAUCAAUCUACCAGUAUUAA
This is a messenger RNA of Acytostelium subglobosum LB1, 2343 nucleotides long. RefSeq lists its product as hypothetical. Bases 1 to 2343 code for a protein of 780 amino acids. Gene Ontology annotation, molecular function: GTPase activator activity. The transcript is spliced from 5 exons. Lineage: Eukaryota; Evosea; Eumycetozoa; Acytosteliales; Acytosteliaceae. Gene Ontology annotation, biological process: activation of GTPase activity. The record is from RefSeq and is a predicted model, not a curated record.